UUCUCUUCUUUGAUAUAAAAUAAAUAAAUAAAAAUCUAAAUCGGGAUGCCACUCUUUCACAAGAUAUUAACCGAAACGCGGAAUUUCGCAAUGCCUAUCGAUGCCCAUGGUUGCACGCCGAUACAAAUUUUGGCGCACGCGAAGCGCUGUUUCUCUUUCGAUUGAUGGUUUUCUGCUGGAAUUUUAGCAAAUAUAGUAUAGCAAAUUAAACAAAUAAUGAAGCUAAGUGCGGGUACACACUCGGAAACAGAUGGUGUGGAUGCCCUAUGCAAUGGAUCGUUCCAUGCUGAUGCUGAUAUAGCCACCGACGACGCGGCUGCGGGCAACGCCGCGUCCGUGGCAUCGGCAUUCCAGAUAACGGAGCAUCUAGAAACGGUAAAGGGGGUACAUAAAAGACGCAGCAUUAAACCCCAUGAUGGCGACCUGGAGCUCACCGAGAACGACUUGAAUGGCUCAUUGAGUCCGAAAAAUGCGCCAUCCGCCAUCAAACAACAGCAGCGUCUCUCCGCAUUGAACAGAAAGCGCGAUUUAAUUAAUUUGCAAUCGGCGCUGAGCCCCAAAUACAUUGGCUAUGCAAAUGCCAACUCCCCGACGCCAUUGUCCGACUCGGACGACACUGUGCGCACAACGCGUCGACGCGUCAAUCAAGCAGCCGCUCUCAACAACAACAACAACAGCAGCUGCGAAGUACAGCCCAGGGACAAUAACGAGGGAACAGAAUCACCAAAGACCGUGGAAGGGACACCGCUGCUAGAUCGCAGUGAGAGCAAAACCUACAUGAGCCCCAUCGAGAAGCUGCUACUCAAAAAUGGCGCUAGCUCGCCAAACAGCACAGGCUUUGAAACGGAUCCCGAAGACGUGGUACCACUAGCCGCCCGCUUAAAGCUGAAACGUAAACUGAAGCGGGCCGCUAAAACGAGUCCGCCGGCAGAGCAAACCCAGGUAGCAGCGACUGCAGAGAUGGAAGAACGGACAGAGGAACCGCCUGCGACUUUAGAGAUGGAGGAGCAGAAAGUAGAAGCAUCUUCAGAGGUGCAAAAUCAGACGGAGGAAGCAGCGAAUACAGUAAUGGAGGAACAGAAAGAAGAAUCGAAUUUGGAGAAGGAAGAGCCGCCCCAGGAAGCAUCUUCAGCUAUUGAAGAGCAAGAGGGAACAAGCGAUUUACAGCGAAAAGAACUCACUGAUGAUGCAGUCAUCGAAGACACCGUCUCCCUCAAUACGGAUGUAAAAUCUGAGUCGGAGUCUGAGUCUGGAAAUUCUUCCUGCGAUGUAAAUGAGCCAGAGGUCGGCAGCCCAAGGACUUCAUUAGGCAACGUACACGCACAAGAGCUGCCUGGCGAACCCGCCGAUACGAGUAUCAAAACCAUUGAUUCCACUGACGAACCGAACGACCCAGACUCUGAAUUGGCGUUCGCCCUGCCAGCGGCAGCAUCAACCGACAUGAAAUCCCCGCGAGAUCUGAGCCCGACGGCCUUUCGACAGCCAGAGGAGAACGGAUACGUUAAGUCGCCAUCGUCGGUGAGCCUGGACAGCGCCAAAGGUUUAUCCAUUGUCACCGAUCCGGGUUGGCCCACCUAUCAGGUGGGUGAUCUGUAUUGGGGCAAGGUCUUUUCCUACUGCUUCUGGCCGUGCAUGGUGUGCCCGGAUCCGUAUGGACAGAUUGUGGGCAACCUUCCAACCCAUCCACAGCGCACAUCCACGGACAACGCGCCCGUGCCCAUCCAGGUGCAUGUGCGCUUCUUUGCCGAUAACGGGCGCCGCAACUGGAUCAAGCCCGAGAACCUGCUGACCUUUGCCGGCCUCAAGGCAUUCGAGGAUCAACGCGAGGAGGUGCGUAUCAAGCAUGGCAACAGGAGCGGCAAGUACCGAACGAUGGUGCCCAAGCGCACGAAACUUGAGGUCUGGCAGCAGGCCAUCGAUGAAGCCCAACUAGUUGCUCAGGUGCCCUAUUCCGAUCGACUGGAGAAGUUCUAUAAGAUCUAUGAGAGCGUUGUAACCCUUAACAAACAGAAACGGAAACGUACCAACUCCAUGGCGCAGGACACUUCGGAUGUGGGUAGCAGCCUGUACGACUCCACGGACAACUUGCACUCCAAACCGCCCCUUCAGUUGUUGAGCGUGAAGCGAGAGCGCUCGGAGACGCCGACUAGUCCGGCCUUUUCGCCCGUCAAGAAGAGCCAGAUGCGAACCAAGCGGCGAAAGCUGAGCAAAGGAGCUGAGGCGGAGACUGGCGGCGACACCACACCAUCCCAGGUUGGGCUAAGCGCCGAGAAGAAUGCCACUCCUCAGAGUGCGGCGAGCGGCAUCUAUGAAAAUGCCGAAUUUCGUCAGCUAUUCGAUGCCGUCAAGGAAUAUGUGAUGGUCCAUCGGCACGACGAGAAAGUGGAAAAGGUUCUUCGGGCCGUUGUGGGCAAUAUCUGGUCACUGAAGCAGCUCCAAUUGCGCGAACUAGAGCGAGAGUUGGCUUGCGGGGAAAUCGAUCGGCCUCAGGAGCUUGGCUCGGCAGUCGUUGAUCGGGAACGCGGCUCCGGCACCACACAGCGGCUAUCCAAUCGCCUGAAAACGUUGGUGGAGCGACGAAGCCGUACGCCAGUUGUUACGCCCAGUGGUACGCCGACAUUCAUCACCACUAGUGGUGCGGCGAUGGCAACGGAUGGGCAUCUCUCAGAAAUUUCCAAGCCCAAAAAGCCAGUGAAUCGGCCCAUCGACGAGGUUGUCGACGAUAUAUUCCAGCUGGACAGCAAGUACCUCUUCCGGGGCCUCAACCGUGGCUCCGUCUGUAAAUAUUGCUUCAAACCCGGCUCAAAUCUGGUGCAGUGCUCGCGGACCUGCCACAGCUGGAUGCAUGCCGAUUGCCUGGAGAGCAAGAAUAAUGGACUGCCCAUAAGCAAAAAGGACGGAACGAAGCUAAAAGCGUUGGAAGGUGCAUUCUCAUCCACCUCGCCGUCGCCCGUUCCCGAAGCUGAACACAUAACUGGCGACGCUCCAGAUGCGUUAGCCACUAUCGCUACCCCUCCGCCUACCAUUGAGGUGAUCUGCCAUGAGUGCAAUAUUGAUGAAGAAGCAACCUGCUGCAUUUGUCGGCAAGUCUUGCCGCCCAGUUACCCCUCACCGUCACCCGGCUCGCCGCUGAAGGAGCCAAGCGAAGCAAAGGCACCCCAACCAGUGGACGGGACGAUGAUAAUGUGUGGCCAAAAUCUGUGCGGCAGGCAGUACCAUGCCGGAUGCUGCAAAUACUGGCCACAGGCGAUCGUCAGCAGCUCCCUAACACGCUGUCCCCUGCACGUGUGCCACACGUGCGUCUCGGACAAUCCUCGUAAAUUCUUGCCGGUGGGCAGCUCGAAACUAACCCGAUGCGUUAAAUGUCCAGCCUCGUAUCAUCAGGACUCGCGCUGCAUACCCGCCGGCAGUCGCAUGCUGACCACCACGAGCCUCAUCUGCCCCCGACACAAUGUGGCCAAGACCGAUGCCCAUUUGAAUGUGCUGUGGUGUUUCAUAUGCGUCAAGGGCGGGGAGCUGUUGUGCUGCGAGACCUGUCCCAUUGCCGUGCACUCUGGCUGUCGCGAUAUACCGAUCGAAAAGCAUGAGAACUACAUCUGCGAGGAGUGCGAGAGUGGACGGUUGCCGCUCUAUGGCGAGAUCGUCUGGGCAAAGUUUAACAACUUUCGAUGGUGGCCGGCCAUAAUUCUGCCACCCACCGAGAUACCCAACAACAUUCUAAAGAAGGCGCAUGGCGAAAGUGAGUUUGUGGUGCGAUUCUUUGGCACACACGAUCACGGCUGGAUACCACGUCGACGUGUCUAUCUGUAUAUCGAGGGCGAUAAUGGGGAGAAGCUGAAGCCCAAGUCUCAGCUGCACAGGAAAUUCUAUAAUGGUAUAGAGGAGGCCACGCGCUUUCUGAAAAUCACCAAGGCCAGGCGCCUUGAGCAGAUGGUGGCACGCGGCAACAAGAUAAAUCCACCACCAUAUGUGAAAAUCAAGAUCAAUAAGGCAGUGCCGCCCGUGAAGUUCGUGACCAAUCCGGAGGAGCAUAGCACAUGUGAUUGCCGGCCCGAGGAUGAGCAUCCGUGCGGCGCGAACUCCAACUGCCUCAAUCGGAUGCUGUUCAACGAGUGCCAUCCGGAGUACUGCCUUUGCGGCGACCGAUGCGAGAAUCGUAUGUUUGAGACCCGCAAAUCGCCGCGCAUGGAUGUGGUCUAUAUGAAUGACCGGGGUUUCGGACUGGUCUGUCGUGAGCCCAUCGCUGAGGGCGAUUUCGUCAUCGAGUAUGUGGGCGAGGUUAUUAAUCAGGAGGAGUUCCAGCGGCGCAUGCUCGAGAAGCAGACGGAUCGGCACGAGAACUUUUACUUCCUUGGUGUUGAGAAGGACUUCAUCAUCGAUGCCGGCCCAAAAGGAAAUCUGGCACGGUUCAUGAAUCAUUCGUGCGAGCCCAACUGCACAACACAGAAAUGGACUGUCAACUGCAACCAUCGUGUGGGACUCUUUGCCAUUAAAGACAUUCCAGCGGAAACGGAGCUGACGUUCAACUAUCUGUGGGAUGAUCUGCUGAAUGACAAAAAGAAAGCCUGCCACUGUGGCUCGGAACGUUGCUCUGGGGAGAUAGGCGGCAAGCUCAAAGAUAAGACAUCCAAUUUAAAGCUGAAGCAACAGCAACGAAGCAAAAGCGCUGCCAUUCGCAUUCAUGUACCUCCGGCCAAAAGGGCAAAGAAGUCUUUACCCAAAGUCAAGCACGUGAGCGCCGACGAUGAGCCACAAGAGGCUAAAAAGGAGCAGUAAAACGGAAAGAAAAACGAGGAAGAGCGUAUUUUUUAUAUUUUUUUUGCUUUGUUUUUAGCAAUGUCCCAUUGCUUUUAUUGCUGGAUCCCAAUUGAUUAUGAAGAUAUAUAUAUUAUACUAUUUUUUAUUACGCGCAUAUUUAUUCCUCACAUGUUACGUUUAUCGAGAUAUCAGAUCAGACAAUUGUUCAAACAGUACAGUAAGCACACGCUUCAAUUGGUUAUCAUUUCAAAAUAAAACACGGAUGUGUAAUGUUUUUUAAGUGUUCUAUUUGUCUAAAAUAUAUAUAAAAUUAAAAAGGUUUAAUCAAUCAGUUCAGUAUAGUGUAGAUUAAUUUCUGUUCAAUUUUUUUGUUUCCUUUUAUGCAUGUAAAAUUAUGUAAAUGAAUUUGUUCAUAUAUAGAUUUCGUUGGUUGUUUUGUCGCUUAGCUACGGUUUAAAGCUGAGCACUUUGGCAUACAUACAUCAUACAUACAUAUAGAUAUAUAUAUAUAUAUAUGGUAUAACUCUCGUAUGACUAUAAAACUAGACAUAUUUUAGUCGUAAGAUCCUAGGAGUAUGCACUUUAAUCUUAAGUGGGGAUAUACAUACAUACACUAUACACACCACACCACACCACACACACGGUGGCAGCAAAAGAGACGUCGAGCGAGUCGAGUGUCAAAAA
Messenger RNA from Drosophila obscura, 5442 nucleotides. It is a transcript of the gene NSD, whose product is annotated as probable histone-lysine N-methyltransferase Mes-4. The transcript is spliced from 5 exons. Bases 217 to 4776 code for a protein of 1519 amino acids. Lineage: Eukaryota; Metazoa; Arthropoda; Insecta; Diptera; Drosophilidae. Gene Ontology annotation, biological process: regulation of DNA-templated transcription. The record is from RefSeq and is a predicted model, not a curated record. Gene Ontology annotation, cellular component: chromatin; nucleus. Gene Ontology annotation, molecular function: protein binding; histone H3K36 methyltransferase activity.